AUGAAAAUCAAAUUUUUAUUUUUAUUAUUUUUAAUAAUAAUAAAUAAUAUAUAUAUUACUUUUGGAUUCAACAACAAUUAUGACCAAUUAAAUAGUUUCGAUCAAAGUAGUAGUGAGAGUAGUUCAGGCACCAACUCAGAAGGUUGUUAUGGUGUACCAAAUCCACAUACAGUUUACACACAAAAAGAAAGACUUGUAGCAUCAGUUAGUAACGGUGUAUUAUAUCAAACAGGUCCAAACACAAAUCAAUUAUAUAUUUUACAUUUAUAUGGAACACCAUUUGAAAUGGGUGAAGCCCAUGGUCAAUUAUUGAAGGCUCAAAUUCAAGAUUUACUGCCAUCAUUUAUGGAGUUUGCUCAAGUAGCCGUAAAGCAAUUUAUCAAAAGCAAAUUUGCAGAAAGAUUACCAGCUUUCUUAAUUUAUAUUAUUGAAACCUUUGGUGUUAAUGCUGCUUUGGAUUAUGUUUCUUCAGCUACCAAACCAUAUACUCCACAAUCAUUCUUUGAUGAAUUAAAAGGUAUAUCAUAUGGCGCUGAGGUUGAUUAUACAACUUUAUUAAGAAUUCAUUCAUUUGCAGAGUUAUUAAAAGCAACUUGCAGUAUAGUUGGUGCAUGGGGCGACGCAACUUUAGAUGGUCGUUUACUUCAAGUUAGAGCAUUAGAUUGGGGUAUUGAAAACCCAUUAGUUAAUCAUCCAGUACUUAUUGUUUAUCAUCCAGAAACAGGUAACGGUGGACCAUUUAGUAUUUUAACUUGGGUGUCAUAUGUUGGAGCACUUACAGGUUACAGUCAACGUACUGGUGUUUGUGAAAAAGUUUGGUUAACAUAUAAUGGCACUUACACACACGACGGCAUUCCAUUCACUUUAAUGUUAAAAGAAAUUUUACAAUAUGAUAAUAACAAUAUCGAAGCAUUAAAUCGUAUUUACAAUACACCAAAAACCUGCGCAAUCUAUGUUGGAGUUGGUUCAAACGAAAGUGCAACAGUAGAUAUCAUAGAGUACUCUUCAAGCACAGUUAGGGUUUUCGAUGACGAAACCCCAUUCCCCGGUUUUGAUCCAUCACCACCAGAUCACCCAAUUAUUAAAAAUAUAGUUUAUGUAGAUCGUCACUCCCAACCUUCAAAUGAUCCAUGUUUAGCAAAUGAAUUAAUUUCAACUUAUGGUUCAAUUUCUGCAGCAACUCUAAUUGAUACAGUUGGUAAAGAGGAAACUGGUGAUCUCCACGCUGCAGUCUAUGAUUUUAGCGAAAAUGUAAUUUAUGUUUCAAUUGCUUCCACAAACAUUCCUUUCCCAUUCCCAAACAAAACCAUGCCUUCACCAGCUUACAAAAAUCAAUUUAUGAAGUUGGAUAUGAAUACUUUAUUUAAUCUUCCAAAUCCAACCAAUAACAAAUAA
Molecule: messenger RNA, 1395 nt
Organism: Dictyostelium purpureum
Lineage: Eukaryota; Evosea; Eumycetozoa; Dictyosteliales; Dictyosteliaceae
Exons: 2
Coding region: 1-1395 (464 amino acids)
Source: RefSeq, a predicted model, not a curated record